UUUAAGACCUAAACUAAAGGGUUUAUGACUCAAGAAGGAUUUGCUCUCUCGUCUUCUUCAUCUCCUCUCUCGGUUCCAAUGAAGGUUUUUGCUACCUUCUAACCUCUCUUCUCUCUCCCUAGAAAUGGCACAGACACCAAUCUCUCUCCUUCUCUUAAGACGCCUGACUCUCUCAUCCCAAAACCCUAAAUCCCCACUCUCUCUCCUCCUCUUUAACAACUUUUACCUUAAACCCUACUCAACCACCACAACUGAUAACCCCUCCACUGAGCAACCAAAACCCAGCCCUCUCUCAGCUCGAUUAAGCUUUGUCUUUGAUCAAAUUGAUUCCAUUGAACGUGAGCGUGCUGAAAAACACCAAACCCUCCAAAAAAUCCGUGCUUGGCGCCAAUCCAAAGACCCCCCACAGCAAGAACAGCAAGAGCAAAACCCAGAAACCAUUACUACCCGAAACCCAGAACUUGUUUGGUCUCAAAACCCAGAAACGAUUCUCUCUCAAAAUGAAAAUUUGGAAUCUGGGCUAAGUGAUGAUGGUGAUUCUAGCGUUGAUCUUGAAGAGUCUGAUCUGAUAGAGUUGAAGAGGAAGGAAGUGGAGUUGGUGCAUCCAUGGCCAGAGUGGAUAGAGUUGAUGGAGAGAUUGGUGCAACAGAAUUAUUUUGAUCAUAGAAGGAAAGUUGCGGACAAUAUGGUAGAAAGUUUGGGACUUGAUGUUUCUGGGGUUGGGUAUGAUUGUGAUGGUGAUGGUGUUGGCAUUGAUUUUAAUGAUUACAAAACUGUACAGACUGCUUGUCUUAAUUUUGGCAAAGACCGGUUUGAUAUCUUCAGGUCAUUGUCGAGACAGGAUAUUCAAAUUUUGGUAGGCUAUGGAUGCCCAAGCGUGGACAAGAAGGUUGUCUUCUCUUCAAAGCUUUUGAGGAAGCAUGUCCACCUUGAUGAAGGGGAUGUCUGUAGUAACUGCAGUCUGAGGAGCUCAUGUGAAAGAGGAUAUCUAGUAACUAAUAAAGAGGAUGAGGCACGGACUAUUGACCUUAUGAGGGUUCUUUUAGCUCAUGGUUUUGAAUCAAUAAAUGGAUCGGUAACCAAUAAGUCUCUUCUGAAACAAAAAUCCGUUAGAACUGUUGUUCGUAAGUUACUUCAUGAGGUUGUAAAGUUGGGUGCAGUUCCAAUAGAUCCAAAUCUCCCCCCUCCAGUGAUUAAAAGGCCUCCACCAAAAGUGAAGCAACCUCCUCCUCCUCCCAGGAAACGAGUUGGACGUGAUGACAUUGAGAUGAAAAGGGGGGAUUGGCUGUGUCCCAAGUGUGACUUCAUGAAUUUUGCCAAGAAUGCAGUGUGCUUACAAUGUGAUGCAAAGCGGCCCAAGAGACAGUUGCUUCCAGGGGAAUGGGAAUGCCCAGAGUGUAACUUCUUAAAUUAUAGGAGAAACAUGGCAUGUUUCCAUUGUGAUUGCAAGCGUCCACCUGAUGCAUUUAUGGAAAAUAAAAUGGAAGAAAGGCAAUAUGGUAGCAGAACAAGGUCGGAGAAGAUUGUCAGCCGCCAAGAAGUUUCAAAUGCCUGGAAUUUUGACUUUGAUGACAAUGAAUCAGAUGGGGCAGAUGUUGCUGCUUUUGAGCAUGCAGAUUCUGCAUCAAUGGUUGAAGACUCGCCUCUGGAGAGUCAAGCUAAGGAAGGAGAUUUUGGACGGAAUGCAGACGCUUUAAAUGGAACCAGAAGGAUUUCAAGGGUCCAUGAAAGAGAAUAUUCUGAUCCUGGGCAUGACGGAUUUGGAAGGGGGUUUGAUGAUUUUGAUGAUGAAGAUGAUAUUAACAGUUAUGAAAUAGAUACCCAAAAUAAUAAACCUGCAUGGAAGACUUCUCAAAACAAUUUUUCUGAUCAAGGGAUUUCUGAAUUGGAAGGCGAUGGAGGUUCUGAUGACAAUUUGGGCAGCCGGCUCAUGACAAAUCCUUCUGUUAAGCCAUCAAAGCCCAGGAGUCAAAGAGCAACUUUCUCUGGCUCUGAUGGGAACGAACUGGGUAUUGAUUCAGAUGAAGAGCGCUCAGUUCAUCCGAAAUGGAAAUCCAGUCAUGUUGCUGAUGUUAGACACAAAAAUAGAGGUAGAGGUCCAACGGGCCCUUCCAAGGGAUUAAGUUUUGGGUCAGACGAAGAACUUGAGCUUGAUUCUGAUGUGGAUGAUGAUUUUGGUUCCCGCCAGAGGAAACAGAGAACAAAGGGUUCUGGUAGAAGAAAUGAGAGAAAUUCUGAUUGGGAAGAUGCUUCCAUUUCUGGUUCAGAAUCCGAUGGCAAUGAUCGGCGUUCCUGGAGAAAUAAGUCAGGAGGUAACAAAACUGGAUUUGGUAGAAGAGAUAGCAAUUUUAGGGAUUGUGAUAAUGACUUUGUGAGAGACAAUGAGAUGAGAACGAAUGGUAAGAUGGGUGAUAGAAGAAAGUCUUGGGGUGAUAAUUUUGAUAGAUCAUCACCUGGUCCCCAUGGUAAAAAUAGAGGAUUUCAAGGCAAUGACCGUUCUGGGUGGAAAAUGAAUGAUGCAGGUGGUGACAGAAGAAAGUCUUGGAGUAAUGAUUUCGAUAGAUCAUCACCAGGUCCUCAUGGUAAAAAUAGAGGAUUUCGAGGCAAUGACCAUUCUGGGUGGAAAAUGGAUGAUGCAGGUGGUGACAGAAGAAAGUCUUGGAGUGAUGAUUUUGAUAGAUCAUCACCAGGUCCUCAUGGUGGUAAAAACAGAGGAUUUCGAGGCAAUGACCGUUCUAGGUGGAAAAUGGAUGAUGCAGGUGGUGACAGAAGAAAGUCUUGGAGUGAUGAUUUCGAUAGAUCAUCACCAGGUCCUCAUGGUAAAAGCAGAGGAUUUCGAAGCAAUGACCGUUCUGGGUGGAAAAUGGAUAAUGCAGGUGGUGAUUCACGGAAUUUUAAUGGACCAAAACGAGAAGGAUUUAGAAAACAGCAAGGAGGAAGGUCGCAAGAAUACAACAUGGACAAGGAUCCUGGUGAAUUUAGAAAUAGCCGACGUGUUAUUGAGAGGUAAAUUUGAGCUACAAAUGACAAGCAUGUACCGUUUCAGAACAUGAUUAGUAUUGCUGCUAAUAGCUCGCAGCUGUGAAAUCAAGUUGUCAUGUUGACUUUACCUGGGAAGGCUGUGAUCGGAAAGCAGAGAUGAAAAAUGCAAAAAUCUUCAAAUGUGCUAGUGCUGCUUUCUUUUGUAUACGCCGACUGCCACUAGUUGCUCCACCCUCAAGAAUAAUGCCAUAUUUGCUGCUUUACCCUGUAAGUGAGAUUUGGUGGGUCACCUGUUUUUUUAUAUUUUUCAUCGUACUGUUGUCAAAUUUGAGAUUGAGUGUCGGUAAUAGAAGGAAAGAAAAGGAAACCAAUGACCUGCUUUGGUCUUUACAUCCUAGCA
This is a messenger RNA of Populus nigra (black poplar), 3382 nucleotides long. RefSeq lists its product as uncharacterized. The record is from RefSeq and is a predicted model, not a curated record. Bases 125 to 3010 code for a protein of 961 amino acids. Gene Ontology annotation, cellular component: cytoplasm. The transcript has 5 exons. Gene Ontology annotation, molecular function: mRNA binding. Lineage: Eukaryota; Viridiplantae; Streptophyta; Magnoliopsida; Malpighiales; Salicaceae.